AUGACCGUCAGAAAAUUGAGGGGUAGCAUCGGGGCAAAGCCACCGACCGGCCCUCACCAUGAAAUGGGCUGUUGGCGGGAACACUUGAAUCCUUCGGUCAAGUUUUCUGCAGUCCAGUGCAGCGUAGUAAGCGGCUGCGACCCAAGAUUCCAUAAAGCUACCGGCAAUCAUGAUUUGUGUACCAGUGGUGCUACUGGCAUGGAGAAAAAGAUUGGUCGGAUCCAGCAGAGUACGACUCUAGACGCAGAGAAGUUUUCUCGCAACUUUGUCCCCGUGGGGCCGGUGAUGGAGAUGAACUGGUACGAACUACGAAGUUAG
This is a messenger RNA of Pyricularia oryzae 70-15, 318 nucleotides long. RefSeq lists its product as uncharacterized. The record is from RefSeq and is a predicted model, not a curated record. The coding region runs from base 1 to 318 and encodes 105 amino acids. NCBI's taxonomy places the organism in Eukaryota, Fungi, Ascomycota, Sordariomycetes, Magnaporthales, Pyriculariaceae. The transcript is spliced from 4 exons.